UUUAAUGUUGCUGAGGAUGAUGAUGGCGUCCACAGACCAUUCUUUUCUGGACCUGACAGAUAAAGAAACGCGUGAAAAACUAUCACAGUGGGACCGGCGGACAGAUGCCAUGGCUCCCCUGACAGAGAAACAAACGGACUCUAUUCUGGAAAUCCGAGCUGCCUCUGAAACCCUACCUAUUCCCGCAGAGGUGAGCUGACGAGACAGUAGUUAGCUGGCUAGCUAGCUGUUAAUGCUAACAACCUAGCAAGCUAGGCUACCACCGAUUUAGCAGCUAGUUGACAGGUGCAAAGAUGCAUUCCAGAAAGCAAAUGGGUUGAUUGCAUUGUAGGAUUGUCAGGAGGGACUUGCUAAGAAGCAUAACAUUAGCUAGUGUCACAACUCAACCUAGCUAGCUGCCAGCUCAAAUAUCUAACUAACUAGCUUGCUAACUUAACGUCUGCCACGUUGUUUGCUGAGUCUUAGUUUGUAGCCACUAGCCAGCUAGGCUAACGAGCUACUUUGCUAACUAACAACUUGCCAGAGUUUAUCAACUUGUCUGAUGACUUCUGUGAGGAGGCUUAGCUAACUCUCACUAACACACCACGCCAAGUAUUAAAGUCAUCGAAUCAUAACCCCAAGUUAUAGUAACCUAUCAAUCAAACCUGGUAAACCUAGCUAACUAGCUCUAACUGUUUAGCAUUUUGAGAUCUAUGACAGUAUUGUAUUGGUUGUGUCAUGUGUUGGUCUAAACCCUAUUUGCAUUCCACAUCCAGCUGCCCAUUGAAGACUUGUGCAGCCUGACAUCCCGCUCUCAACGGUCCCCAUUCACAACAACUGUACCAGCUUCCACAGAAGAUGUCCUGCUCAAGGGCUUUCAAAUGCUUGAUCUGGAGAAUGAGAGGAUAGAGACAGCGCAACAGGUGUGUUGCUUUUCAUUACACUGGCUGUGAUUACACAGACAGCCCAAUUCUGAUAUUUUCUCCACUAAUUGAUAUUUUGACCAAUCACAUCAGAUCUUUUCACAUCAGAUAUUUUUCAGAGCUUAUCCGAUUAGUGAAAAAAUAUCUGAAUUGGGCAGCCUGUAUAAACGCAGCCUCUGCGGCACACACGUACACACUGUCAUUACAUGCCUCAAGUCUACUGUCUACUAUUUUUCAUAUCAUAUGAUUGUUGAAUGUGUUAGUUUGUUGUAUAGUAGUUAGCUAUCUUGGUUAAAGGUUGACUUUCGGUGUUAUUUGCAUUGCAGUUUUUCUCCUGGUUUUCGAAGCUACAGACACAAAUGGAUCAAGAUGAAGGAGCUAAGCACAGGUGAACUUAAUGUUCAUGUCUUUCCACUUGCUGAUCUCUCAAAUUGAAAGUAGAUUUAUAUACAGUGCAUCCUAAGCUGCAUUAGAUCUCUAUCUCUGAGGAAUUGAAUGGAAUGUUUUGUGUGUGUUACUCCUGCAGGAAAACUAGAGACCAUCUCAAUUGUUAUCAGGAACAAUGUGAUGCUAUUCUGAAUGACGUGAAUGCUGCCCUUGAGCACCUGGACUCUCUGCAGAAGCAGUACCUGUUUGUGUCCAACAAGACAGGAACCCUCCAUGAGGCCUGUGAACAGCUCCUUAAAGAACAGGUAGAGAACCACUUACAUGUAGGCUGUGAGACUGUCAGAGGCACAAAAGGUACCAACAGAUCAUAGUAGUAUGGACCUAUUUCCAUUUGUAAUGGAAUACAACAUCAGACAUGAAAUGUCAGCCUGUUAUCAAAAUCAUAGUUCCCUGCCAACAUAUACUUUUCUCUUUAACAGUCUGAGCUGGUGGAUCUGGCUGAGAGCAUACAGCAGAAGCUUUCCUAUUUCAAUGAGUUGGAGAACAUCAGCACGGUAUGCUUUCUGAUUAAACCUUUUAUCCAUCCUCCUUUGCUGUGACAUUUUAAAUCCUUGAGCAAAUGUCUCUGAAGGUGAAUCUUGUUCCUAACCCGAGCAUUGCAAAAGGUCAUAAUUUCUCUUGCUCUGUCUUUGCAGAAAUUAAACUCGCCCACACUGUCUGUAAACAGUGAAGGAUUUAUACCAAUGCUUUCAAAAUUGGAUGACUGUAUAGAAUAUGUUUCGUCCCAUGUAAGUAUAUUUUCAGCUCACAAUGGAAAGUGUGUCCGUAUUCUACUGUAGAGCUGUGUCAGUAUAUCAUGUUAUGACUUACUUAUUUCUGUUAUUUUUCACCUACAGCCAAACUUUAAGGACUACCCAGUGUAUCUGGCCAAAUUCAAACAAUGUCUGUCUAAAGCUAUGCACUUCAUGAAGGCUCACACUGUGAACACUAUGCAGAAUCUCACCAACCAGUUAACAAAAAGGGUAGGAAGAACUCCUCUGCCACUUUUAUUAUCGAUUGUGACUUGGUACUGGUACACAAUCAACUGUCUUCUGUCUUGAGUUGUCUGUCUGAUUUAGAAUAUACUUUUCUUUCAGGAUCCAUUGGGUCUUGCUAACGCAGACAAUGCCUUCACGCUGUACUAUGUCAAGUUCAGAGCAGCUGCACCCAAAGUCAGAGUUAGUAUAAUUAUAAAAUAAUUAUGUUGGAAUUACUGUGGACUUUCUAAGCCACCCUUCUUUUGGUACACAAUUAUGUGUGGUCUUUCUAGAGAUUAAUAAUUGUGUGAUUUGUUCUUUCAGACACUGAUUGAACAAAUAGAGCAGAGGUCAGAGAGAAUUUCUGAGUAAGUAUUGGGCUCUUGUAUGCUAAAAUGGCAUUAUCAGGAUCACCUCACCUACAGUGUCAGAAAAAAGUAUUUGAUCCCCUGCUGAUUUUGUACUUUUGCCCACUGACAAAGAAAUUAUCAGUCUAUAUUUUUUAUGGUAGGUUUAUUUGAACAGUGAGAGACAGAAUAACAACAACAAAAGCCAGAAAAACACAUAAAUUGAUUUGCAUUUUAAUGAGGGAAAUAUGUAUUUGACCCCCUCUCAAUCAGAAAGAUUUCUGGCUCCCAGGUGUCUUUUAUACAGGUAACGAGCUGAGAUUAGGAGCACACUCUUAAAGGGAGUGCUCCUAAUCUCAGCUUGUUACCUGUAUAAAAGACACCUGUCCACAGAAGCAAUCAAUCAAUCAGAUUCCAAACUCUCCACCAUGGCCAAGACCAAAGAGCUCUCUAAGGAUGUCAGGGACAAGAUUGUAGACCUACACAAGGCAGGAAUGGGCUACAAGACCAUCGCCAAGCAGCUUGGAGAGAAGGUGACAACAGUUGGUGAGAUUAUUCACAAAUGGAAGAAACACAAAAGAACUGUCAAUCUCCCUCGGCCUGGGGCUCCAUGCAAGAUCUCACCUCGUGGAGUUGCAAUGAUCAUGAGAACGGUGAGGAAUCAGCCCAGAACUACACGGGAGGAUCUUGUCAAUGAUCUCAAGGCAGCUGGGACCAUAGUCACCAAGAAAACAAUUGGUAACACACUACGCCGUGAAGGACUGAAAUCCUGCAGCGCCCGCAAGGUCCCCCUGCUCAAGAAAGCACAUAUACAAGCCCGUCUGAAGUUUGCCAAUGAACAUCUGAAUGAUUCAGAGGAGAACUGGGUGAAAGUGUUGUGGUCAGAUGAGACCAAAAUCGAGGUCUUUGGCAUCAACUCAACUCGCCGUGUUUGGAGGAGGUGGAAUGCUGCCUAUGACCCCAAGAACACCAUCCCCACCGUCAAACAUGGAGGUGGAAACAUUAUGCUUUGGGGGUGUUUUUCUGCUAAGGGGACAGGACAACUUCACCGCAUCAAAGGGACGAUGGACGGGGCCAUGUACCGUCAAAUUUUGGGUGAGAACCUCCUUCCCUCAGCCAGGGCAUUGAAAAUGGGUCGUGGAUGGGUAUUCCAGCAUGACAAUGACCCAAAACACACGGCCAAGGCAACAAAGGAGUGGCUCAAGAAGAAUCACAUUAAGGUCCUGGAGUGGCCUAGCCAGUCUCCAGACCUUAAGCCUAUAGAAAAUCUGUGGAGGGAGCUGAAGGUUCGAGUUGCCAAACGUCAGCCUCAACCUUAAUGACUUGGAGAAGAUCUGCAAAGAGGAGUGGAACAAAAUCCCUCUUGAGAUGUGUGCAAACCUGGUAGCCAACUACAAGAAACGUCUGACCUCUGUGAUAGCCAACAAGGGUUUUGCCACCAAGUACUAAAUCAUGUUUUGCAGAGGGGUCAAAUACUUUUUUCCCUAAUUAAAAUGCAAAUUAAUUUAUAACAUUUUUGACAUGCGUUUUUCUGGAUUUCUUUGUUGUUAUUCUGUCUCUCACUGUUCAAAUAAACCUACCAUUAAAAUUAUAGACUGAUCAUGUCUUUGUCAGUGGGCAAACAUACAAAAUAAGCAGGGGAUCAAAUACUUUUUUCCCUCACUGUAUGUAAUGUUUUCUGUCAUCUACGUGUAAUUAUUUCCCACGUUCUGGCGUCCCCAGGUACCACCAGCUUUUAGAGGAGAUCCACCAGUGCUACCUGGACCAGAGAGAGCAGCUCCUCAGCCCCAGCAUCACAUCCACCAUCACAGACCUGACCAGCCAAAACAACAAGGACCACUGUGCAUUAGUAAGACCACACUAUUUUACUAGGAUCCAUUCACUUUUGAUUAUUAAGAUUAUCUGAGAAGCCUUCAACAUGGUUUGCCAGAGCUGAUUAUGUCUGUCCUGUGUUCUCCUCCCAGGUGCGUAGUGGCUGUGCCUUCAUGGUUCACGUCUGUCAGGAUGAGCACCAGCUCUACAAUGAGUUCUUCUCCAAACCCACGCCCAGACUAGAGUAAGUAGUACCAUCCCCUGAUGCUGGUAUAGGAGGGAGUAAGAAGCAUGUACAGUUUAUGUCCUACAACACAUUCUGCAUAUGUUUGUCAAGAAGGCUGGGCUAUAACCUGGUUGGUUAGUAUUCUCCAUAGUAUAUGCUGAAGCUCAUGACACCUCUAUUGUAUGGCUUUCUUAGGUUUUCAUUAACAGAAUUUGCUGAGGGCAGCCAUGCAAUUCAACACAGUGUCAUGUUCUACUUCAGUAUUUGUACAGGGUGUUUGUCUUGAAGGCAAGGCUCACAUGAAUGGCUAUUUCCUGGUCAGUAUUCUCAAUAGUGUCUGCUACAGCACGUGAUAGCUCUACUGUUGUAAUUGCUGACUUAGGCAUUCAUUAAAAAAAAACUGCAGCUUUAAAAUUCAACACAGUGAGAUUCAAAUAUUUAUCUAGCUUUCGUAUAUACUAGCUAGUGUUUCUCGCUUGGAGAAACAAAUACAUUUUCAACAUAUUAUUUCAAGAGGACGACUCAAAUAUGACCUUUUACAUUGCAGUGAGUUAACUCACUAGAGCCUUGUGCUCACUGGUCUGACUUGUGAAUGGGAGUAAUGGUGCUUGCUGUUGGGUUUCCCCCCUCCAGUGAGCUGCUGGAGAAGCUGUGUCUGUCGCUGUACGACGUCCUGCGGCCACUCAUCAUCCACGUUAUCCACCUGGAGACCCUGUCAGAGCUCUGUGGCAUUCUCAAGAAUGAGAUGCUGGAGGACCACGUCCACAACAACGGUACUGUUAUUCACAAUACAAAUGACCUACUCUGGUUACUCUAACCAUCAAGUACAGUUAACUCUUUGUAGGAAAUAUACACUUGUAUGUUACACAUUUACCAGAACAUCUUACCAUACAAGCUAGCAAUAUACAGUGAGCUCCAAAGUAUUGCAGCAGUGACACAUUUUGUUGUUUUGGCUCUGUACUCCAGCACUUUGGAUUUGAAAUGAUACAAUGACUAUGAGGUUCAAGUGCAGACUGUCCGCUUUCAUUUGAGGGUGAACUGUUUAGAAAUUACAGCACUUUUUGUACAUAGUCCCCCCAUUUUAGGAGACCUAAAGUGUUGGGACAAAUUCACUUAUGUGUAUUAAAGUAGUAAAAAGUGUAAUAUUUGGUCCCAUAUUCCUAUCACACAACGAUUACAUAAAGCUUGUGACUCUACAAACUUGUUGGACGCAUUUGCUGUUUGUUUUGGUUGUGUUUGAUUAUUUUGUGCCCAAUAGAAAUGAAUGGUAAAUAAUGUAUUGUGUCAUUUUGGAGACACUUUUAUUGUAAAUAAGAAUAGAAUAUGUUUCUAAACACUUCUACAUUAAUGUGGAUGCUACAAUGUUUACGGAUAGUCCUGAAUGAAUCGUGAAUAAUGAUGAGUGAGAAAGUUGCAGACACACAAAUAUCAUAACACCAAGACAUGCUCACCUCUCACCAUUACAAUAACAGGAGAGGUUAGCAUUUUUGAGGGGGUAUGAUAUUUGUGCGUCUAACUUUCUCACUCAUCAUAAAAUACCCUCAAAUUAAAGUUGACAGUCUGCACUUUAACCUCCAUAUUCAUUGUAUCAUUUCAAAUCCAAAGUGCUGGAGGACAGAGCCAAAACAACCAAAAAAGUGUGACUGUCCCCAUACUUUUGGAGCUCAAUGUAUAGGCCUUCAGGUAAACAUUUAAGAGAUUCCUAUAUAAGAAAAUGGGUGCGUAAGCAGGCUGAAUAGAACUGUAUGACCACUCCUGUGUGUGUGUAGCUGGUCAGUUGGGGGCCUUUGACGCGGUGGUGAAACAGAUGUUGGAGGAUGUUCAGGAGAGGCUGGUCUACAGGACACACAUCUACAUCCAGACUGACAUCAUCGGAUACAACCCAGCCCCCGGGGACCUGGCCUAUCCUGAGAAACUGGAGAUGAUGGAGGUGGGUCUGUCUGAUGGGGCUGUUUUCAGUGAGUCACCCCUAGAAACUGAUGUAAGGUCUGUUUUCUGUUUCCACCCUGUAAUUGGAAUAUUCAAGAUUAAUACAGUUAAGAGUGUUCCCUUUCUGUAAUACACAUGAUUUCCAGUGUUCUGUUUGUGCGAUGUUUUGUUGAUAGUAAUUGACGCCAGACUGGAGGACCAAGGACCGGGGACGCUUGAUUAUUAUUGUAUUGUGUGAAACGCUGUGUGAUGAUCUAGCAGCUGACAGUCACUGCAGUUUUGUCUUCCUACAAGCCUCUGGGGCUGGUGUUUACAGAACACUUGGUGCUGUCUGAUUUUAAAAUAUAAAGGGCUUGUCUCCAAGAGGCCAGCUAGACAUUACAUUUUUCUCUGCUUCUGUGCUGUUGCAACUUGUAAUAAACCAGAUUGAUUUAUGAUUGACUUUAUCUGCGGCUGCUCUUCACUUUUGUUCACCUAGUAAUUCCUAUUACAACCCCCCCUAAUGGUUAAGGUUAAGAUUUGGGGAAGGUGUGCUGAUCCUAGAUCUGUGCCUAUGGGCAAGUCCUACCUGCAGCUGUCUUCGAUACAAAAUAAAGACACAGUUCAUAAUCCAUCUCUCUGUUUCUGUCUCAUGGGGUUACAGAAAAUUGCCCAGAGCCUGAAGGAAGAGCAGAUGAAGCUAAUGGCCCAGGAGUCGUCAUUCUCAGAUGUGCAGCUUGAAGAUCCAGAGGGCAGGAGAGCCAGUAACGCAAGUCAGUGUUUACAAAUGACAGUGUAAAGCGAUAUCUUAUCUUCAUAAGUUGUGAAUAGUGCAUUCUGUACAUAAGUCUUACUGUUGUACCUUUCUGCCCUCCUUUCUUUUCCUUGCGCACAGGUAGUAUAGACUCGUCCCGCUUGCAGCCAUCCAUCUCUCCCGCUGACCUGCAUGGCAUGUGGUACCCCACAGUCAGACGGACACUGGUCUGCUUGUCCAAGCUCUAUAGGUGCAUAGAUGUGAGUACUUGGCUUAUCUGGCAUUUUGCAUGUUUACUCUUCGAAAUAUGAGAACAUAUGAUACGCAUCUGAAGAAGACAAAAGAUAGUCAUAUGAAUGAAUCAUGAGCCUAGUCCAUUUCAUGAUAGUAUUUGACCUGUCCUCCUGAUCUCUUUAAUCUGCCAUCCUCCCGGGUUGUCCCCAUGUUGAUGCAUUGGAUUUCUUGGCCCUGCAGAGAGCAGUCUUCCAGGGCUUAUCGCAAGAGGCCUUAUCUGCCUGCAUCCAGUCCCUGCUCAAAGCGUCCGAUGUCAUCCUGAAAAACAAGGUUGGUGCAGAUUUUAAUUCUUUAGACAAUACAAUGCAAUGCGUUGGAUUAUACGUUUCUGACUGUAUAUGGUGUAAUUGAGAAACACAACUGUAGCCUUUACGAUAGCAUGUUAGUAUUUCUUUCCUCUAUAAAUGGGUCAAUACUAGUUUUGUUUUUGGGACAAGGUUACAUUUGGAUUAUUCAGAUGUUAUAGUUAGCGGUAUGGCUUCAUCUUGUCCAGACGCAGGUAGACGGUCAGCUGUUUCUGAUCAAACACCUGCUGAUCAUGAGGGAACAGAUCGCUCCCUUCCACACAGACUUUGCCAUCAAGGAGAUCUCUCUGGAUCUGAAGAGAACCAGAGGUGAGACAGUGAGGAGGGAGAGUAGAGGCCAGUGGAUGUCUGUUCUGGCUCCAUAAAACCUGUCAUAAUCAGUGGGGGAUGCCCGUUGUGUCCAUCAAAUGCACAUAUGACUAUUAUAAAAGUGGUAAUAACUUGAGUUACUGUAUAACCUGUAGCUUUUGGUAGAGGUGCUCCUGUUCUAGUACUCAUUUCAGCCAUGGUCGUAUUUAAUUUGUAACACUAGAGGGCACUCUAAUCCUUCUUCAGCAAGAUGAAUCAUUUAUUUUGUCUGUCAAAUCAGAUGCUGCCUUCAAAAUGAUGAACCCCAAAUCUGUUCCUGGUUUCUUCAGACUCAACAGCCACAACGCUAUCCUAGAAUUUCUAUUGGAGGUAAAGUUUUUGAUUUGGUUUAAAUAUAGAAUACAUAUACAGUGCCUUGCAAUGGUGUUCAGGCCCCUUGGAUUUCUUCAGAUUUUGUGUUACAAAGUGAGAUAAAAAAUGUAUUUGUUUUUUUUCAACAAUCUAUACAAAAUUCUCGAACGUCAAAGUGGAGGAUUUAAAAAAAAAAAAAAUAGAUUACUAGAUAUUAAAUGACUAAAAUAUAGUCGUUGCAUAAGUAUUCAGCUCCCUGAGGCAAUAUAUGUUAGAAACACCUUUGGCAUCAAUUACAGCUGAGUCUUCUUGGGUAAGUCUGUAAGAGCUUUGCACACCUGGAUUGUGCAAUAUUUGCCCAUUUAUUAUUUUCAAAAUUCAAACUCUGUCAAAAUGUUGGGGAUCAUGUCGAGAUGGCAAUUUUGAAGGCUUGCCAUAGAUUUUCAAGCUGAUUUAAGUCAAAACUGUAUCUUGGACAUUCAGAAACAUUCACUGUCUUCUUGGUAUGCAACUCCAGUGUAGAUUUGGCCUUGUGUUGUAGGUUAUUGUCCUGCUGAAAGGUGAAUUACUCUCCCAGUCUCUGGUGUAAAGCAGACUGAAGCAGGUUUUGCUCUGUGCUUAGCUCCAUCCUGUUUAUUAUUAUCUUGGAAAAACUCCCCAGUAUUUGCCAAUGUCAAGCAUACCCAUACCAUGAUGCAGCCACCACCAUGCUUGAAAAUAAGGAGGCAGUUACUCAGUGAUGUGUUGUGUUGGAUUUGCCCCAAACAUAAGGGUUUGCAUUUAGGCCAAAAAGUGUAUUAAUUUGCUGUGUAUUUUCUUGUUUUGUUACAGUUUUACUUUAGUUUUGGAAUAGUUUUAUUCUGUAUAUUCUUUUCACUCUGUCAUUGAGGCCAUUAUUGUGGAGUCACUACAAUGUUGUUGAUCAAUCCUUAGUUUUCUACCAUCACAGACAUUGAACUCUGUAGCUGUUUUUAAAAUCAUCAAUGGCCUCAUGGAAACAUCCUUGAGCAGUUUCAUUGCUGUCCUGCAGCUCAGUUCAGAAGGACGACUGUAUCUUUGAUGUGUCUGGGUGGUUUAAUAUAUAAUCCACAGCAUAAUUAUUAACUUGACCAUGCUUAAAGAGAAAUUCAAUGUCUGAUUUGUUAUUGUUACCGAUCUACCAACCACUGCCCUUCUUUACGAGGCUUUCGAAAUGCUCCCUGGUCUUUGUAGUUAAAUCUGUGCUUGAAAUGCAAUACUUGACUGAGAGACCUUACAGAUAUACAGUACGAGUCAAACGUUUGGACACACCUACUCAUUCAAAGGUUUUUCUUUAUUUGUACAAUUUUUUACAUUGUAGAAUAAUAGUGAACACAUCAAAACUAUGAAAUAACACAUAUGGAAUCAUGUAGUAACCAAGAAAGUGUUAAAACAAAUCAAAAUUUCAUAAAAGGACUGUUGUUUCUCUUUGCUUAUUUGAGCUCUUCUUGCCAUAAUAUGGACUUGGUCUUUUACUAAAUAGGGCUAUCUUCUGUAUACCCCCCUACCUUGUCACAACACAACUGAUUGGCUCAAACGCAUUAAGAAGGCACACCUGUUAAUUGAAAUGCAUUCCAGGUGACUACCUCAUGAAGCUGUUUGAGAGAAUGCCAAGCGUGUGCAAAGCUGUCAUCAAGGAAAAGGGUGGCUACUUUGAAGAAUCUCAAAUAUAAAAAAUAUUUUGAUUUGUUUAACACUUUCUUUUGGUUACUACAUGAUUCCAUAUGUGUUAUUUCAUAGUUUUGAUGUCUUCACUAUUAUUCUACAAUGUAAAAAUUAAGAAAAACCCUUGAAUGAGUAGGUGUGUCCAAACUUUUGACUGGUACUGUAUGUAUGGGGGACAGAGGAAGGGUUAGUCAUUCAAAAAUCAUGUCAACCACUAUUAUUUCAGAGUGAGUCCAUGUAAUUUAUGUGAUUUGUUGAUCCAGAUAUAAAUAAUUUAGGCUUGCCUAAAGAAAAGGGCUGAAUACUUAUGCAAUGACUGUAUUUUAGUAAUUAAUUGAUCUUAAAAAUAAAUAUUCUUCCACUUUGACAUCAGAGUAUUUUUUGUAAAUUGUUGACAAAAAAUGACAUUUUAAUCCCACUUUGUAAAACAAUAAAGGUGAAGAAAUCCAAGGGGUCUGAAUACUUUUGCAAGGCAUAGGACCAGGAAUUGUUUUUCUAUGUCAGGAAAACCUGGCCCUAUAUGUAAUUUUUAAUCUACUAGUUACUAACCCCUCUCUCUCUGAUGGACGUCAGGGCUCACCGGAGAUAAAGGAGCACUACAUAGAUUCGAAGAAGGACGUGGACCGCCACCUGAAGUUCAGCUGUGAGCAGUUCAUCCAGCAGCAGACUCACCUCUUUGUUGGGAAUCUGGAGGAGUUUCUCACCAAGGUAACGUGUCAGUCUGACAGAGAGGAGAGGACAGACAGCCUGAGGCUCAGACUUCAAAAACAUGACCUCUGGCUUUCUCUUUUCAUUUUCUGGUAAUUCACUGAUUACUGACUGAAGGUCAUAGUUUUGUGCAGUAAAACUGAAAGAUAAAGGGCUAUUCAAAGGUGAAUCUUAUUCUAUUGGAAUCUAGGCCUUUUCAAAUGUGAUGGGUUUCUUUUUAAAACAUUGUGACCUUCUUUUCUGAAUCUACUCAGUGCCAAUCAUCCAUGGUCUUUCUCAUACAGUAUUAAAAGUCAUACAGUAUUAAAGUGGUUAUAAUGAAUUGGACUUACAGGUAACUGACAAAAUAAAGGAAAUACCAACAUGAAGUGUCUUAAUAGGGCGCUGGGCCACCACAAGCUGCCAGAACGGCUUCAAUGCACCUUGUCAUAGAUUCUACAGAGUGUCUGGAACUCUAUUGGAGGGAUGCGACACCAUUCUUCCAUGAGAAAUUCCAUAAUUUGGUCUUGAAUCUGCCAUACGUGUUAAAUUGGGUUGGGAUCUGGUGACUUAGACAUACACACACUUUAAAACCCCUAUGCUCCUUUGAGACCUCUCUUUCAAAGUCAGUGAGAUCUCUUCCAGCCAUGGUUGCCAAAAUAAUGGGCAACUGGGCAUUUGUAUACAUGACCCUAAGCAUGAUAAGAUGUUAAUUGCUUAAUUAGUUCAGGAACCACACCUGUGUGAAAGCACCUACUAUACUUUGUGUCCCUCAUUUACUCAAGUGUUUCCUUUAUUUUGGCAGGUACCUGUAUAUAGCACUAUCAAUAAAUUCCUUCCACAAUCUAGAAUAGGAUUUAUAGUCAAGAUUAACUCACGUUGUCCUUGACUGAGGAAGAUGGGAAAUUGUCUUGUGUUGUUUCAGGUGUCUGCUCUGAAAACCAUGGCGAUCCAAGGAGGUCCCACGUACAACCUCUCCCAACAACCUUGGGCACAGCCAGGUAAGAAACAGUAUGAUCAUCUUUCAGUGAAACCUCUAAAUCAUGUGGUGGAAGGAAGGCUUGGAACUGAAAAAUGACUCUCUCUCCCCUUUUAGCCAAGAUCAAUGACAUAGUGAUGGCUACCUACCGGGUGAUGAAGAACAAGCUGCCAAGCACGUUACAGAGCAUGUCCUUGUACCUGGCCAACAGAGACACCGAGUUUAUCCUCUUCAAGCCUGUCCGGGUGGGUGUCUGUUAGACAGUGGAGUUUAAAUUCUCCUUCUCCUUUCCCCAACCCUGUACUAGCCUGGUCCCAGAUCUGUUUGUGCUGUCUUGCCAAAGUUGACACAAACAGAUCUUAGGCCAGGCUAACCCUGUAGAGUAACAUGAGUGCAUAGGGGUUUUAGUACACCUCUACAAAACAAAUAGGAUAUUUUCAGCAGGUGCUCAGGCUGAGCAAUGCGCAAUUACCUUUUUAAGCAUCGUUCCUGCUUAUUAAAGAUAAAUAAUGGCUCUUUGUGCACAGCUAGGUGCUAAUCUACAGUAAGUGAAUCUAAGUGCACAAUAACGCUUUGACAUGGCAACUGGGAUCAAAGGGGACCAGCGACUGUGUAAUUUCUCUCUAGCAGCUUUCUGACUAACCUGCUGUUUUCUCCCACAGAACAACAUCCAGCAGGUGUUCCAGAGACUGCACGCCUUGCUUCAGGAGGAAUACAGUGGCGAGGACCUUCAGAUCAUCGCUUGCCCUUCUAUGGAACAGGUAAGGCUUGUACUGGCUACACUUACAAAAUCAUAACCAUGGGCAAGGUGUAUCUCUUACUGGAGAUGGCUGUUGGAUCUCAAGGUCUUUUUUCAAGUGUAUUUAUUCAACCUUGGUUUAUUCAGGUUUUCACUGUGUGUAGUGGUGUCUGGAGUGACAUUCAAAUUCAUGCUGGAUGUUGUUAGCGGAGUGAGCCCUCACUGUGUUCAUGCUCUCUCUCUCCUUCAGAUUAACCUGCUGUUGUCUGUGAAUAAGUAA
Molecule: messenger RNA, 12979 nt
Organism: Coregonus sp. 'balchen'
Lineage: Eukaryota; Metazoa; Chordata; Actinopteri; Salmoniformes; Salmonidae
Source: the annotation of a GenBank genome assembly